Molecule: messenger RNA, 2245 nt
Organism: Uranotaenia lowii
Lineage: Eukaryota; Metazoa; Arthropoda; Insecta; Diptera; Culicidae
Product: glucose dehydrogenase [FAD, quinone]-like
Exons: 3
Coding region: 145-2022 (625 amino acids)
Molecular function (GO): flavin adenine dinucleotide binding; oxidoreductase activity, acting on CH-OH group of donors
Source: RefSeq, a predicted model, not a curated record
CUCGAACUCAAAGACAAACAACUCGAACUGGAGAACUAGACGCAAAAUGGGACUUAGCUACUGUUUCGCUCAAACCGCGGUUAGGAUUCUGGUUAUAAAGUUAAGAAUCAGAAUAGAACGCCCGCCAGUCGAAGGUCGGGGACGAUGACGAGCAGAAGAGCCAGAAAGUCGCCUGGGAAUCUGUUCCUGGCGAGUCAAGUUGUUCUUUCCCUUGUGUUAGUUUUAGUGUUCAGUGCAAAAUGCAUCAACUCGUGGAAGUUUGAUGGGAUCGGUGAAGAGUUCAACAAACCCAAACGACUGUUGAAGGCGUACGAUUUUAUAAUAGUCGGUGGAGGAAAUGCUGGAGCCGUUCUCGCGAAUCGUUUGUCGGAGAUUCCGCAGUGGAAGAUCUUGUUGAUCGAGGCUGGAGGACGUGAUAACUUUUUUUCAGACGUCCCGCUUUUUGCUGCCUAUCUCCAAUCAACGGCAUUAAACUGGAAUUUUAAAGCGGAAAAGCAAAAUGGAACCUGUUGGGGCAUUGAAGAAGAAAGAUGUCCGAUGCCAAAGGGUAAAGGUUUAGGCGGAAGUACAAUUUUGAACUACAUGAUCUAUAAUCGUGGCAAUAAGGCGGAUUUCGACGAUUGGGCUGCAGCAGGAAACGAAGGUUGGUCUUAUCAGGAUGUUUUGCCAUAUUUUAAAAAGUCGGAAGGUGCUACUUUUGCCGAUACGAACAACCCACCGAAACAUGGCAAGGGAGGUCCUGUCAAUGUGGAAUAUGUCCCUCAUCGAUCACCACUAGUGCAUGUAUUCCUGGAAGCCAAUCGACAGCUAGGAAGACCAACGAUCGAUUACAACGGAGAAACGCAACUUGGAGCUGGAUAUUUGCAGGCCACUACCAAGCGCGGCAAACGAGUAACGUCCGCGUCUGCUUAUUUGAAUUCUUUAUGGAACCGUUCUAAUUUGCAUAUUCUAACCAAUGCAAGAGCCACCAAAAUAUUUAUAGAUCCCGCCGAAAAAAAAGCAACAGGUGUGGAAUUCGUUUGGCAAAAAAGAAAACGAAGUGCGGUUGCCACCAAGGAAGUGAUACUUUCGGCAGGAUCUUUCCAGUCCCCUCAACUACUGAUGCUGUCAGGAAUAGGUCCCGAGGAUCACCUCAACGAAUUAGGCAUUCCAGUGAUCAAAAACCUACCCGUUGGAGAAACGCUAUACGAUCACCUAUGUUUGAUAGCUGUGUCUUUCGUCACAAACACUUCCAUGGAAUCGUUCGAUACCGAUAGGCUAGGGUUACCAGAACUAAUUCAAUACAAAUUAGGUAGCGGAACGCUAACCGUACCCGGAGCUUUAGAAGCUCUAGCCUUUGUCAAAACCAAUAUCUCCAAUGAAGUUCGAGACAUUCCGGACAUCGAAAUGCUUUUCCUGGGGGCUACACCGGCAUCCGAUCAUGGUACCGGUUCUGUCAAAGGUUUCUCCUGGCGUCAAGAAAUCUACGACCAAGUCUACAAACCGUACGAAGGAAAGGACAGUUUCACGGUAGGUGUCAUGUUGUUCCACCCAAAAUCCAAAGGCUACCUCAAAUUAAAAGACAACAAUCCCUUUCACUGGCCUUUGAUCUUCACAAACUUCCUAAAAGAACCAGAAGAUCUGCACACAAUGAUCGAGGGCAUCAAGGAAGCCGUCAGGAUCCUGGAAACUCCCGCCAUGAGAGCAAUUGACGCCAAACUAUUUGACGUCCCCAUUCCAAACUGUGCCCAACAUUCGGUAGGAACGGAUGCCUAUUGGGAGUGUCUCAUUAGAUCCUUGGCCACCACUUUACACCAUCAGGUCAGCACCUGUCGGAUGGGACCGGAAAGUGACCCUAAAGCCGUUGUUUCCGACAAGCUACGGGUUCAUGGAAUCGAUCGUUUAAGAGUUGUCGAUGCCAGUGUUUUCCCUUAUAUUACGACCGGACAUACACAGGCUGUGGUUUACAUGAUUGCCGAAAAAGCGGCCGAUAUUAUUAAAGCCGAAUGGGACUGGGGACAAGAGAUUGAUGAGAAUAGUUAAAGGAGCCUAAGAAGGAUGAGUUGAAAUAAGCAGGGGCAUUAAAAAAACGGUUUUCCAGAGUGAUGCAUUUGUGUUCUAUUCUAAGUUUGUAAGACUAUGCAUUUUCAACAACAAUUGUGAUGAACUAAAAACGUAAAAUACUGUCUAUCUAAAUCUAUCGAGAUAAGUUGAGAAUUUAGCAUUUAAGAAAACAACAUUUUUCAAGAUUAAAUAAAACAAACUG